Molecule: messenger RNA, 860 nt
Organism: Gymnodraco acuticeps
Lineage: Eukaryota; Metazoa; Chordata; Actinopteri; Perciformes; Bathydraconidae
Product: proline-rich protein HaeIII subfamily 1-like
Exons: 2
Coding region: 32-523 (163 amino acids)
Source: RefSeq, a predicted model, not a curated record
CCUCCUCCCAAGCAGUCUCUGGGUGCUGUCCAUGUACGGCAGGGAUAUCCUCUCCCACAUGGACCAUAUCAAGGCCAGCAUCACCUCCACAUUUGGUUCCAUCUUAAAGAUGGACUCAACCAAAAAGAUCACAAAGCAUCAAAGCAAGGUGGAGAUGCAGCUCUUCCCUGCUCCACCCUCUGGCCCUCAGGUGGAGAUGCAGCUCUUCCCUGCUCCACCCUCUGGCCCUCAGGUGGAGAUGCAGCUCUUCCCUGCUCCACCCUCUGGCCCUCAGGUGGUGUUGCAGCUCUUCCCUGCUCCACCCUCUGGCCCUCAGGUGGAGAUGCAGCUCUUCCCUGCUCCACCCUCUGGCCCUCAGGUGGAGAUGCAGCUCUUCCCUGCUCCACCUUUGGGCUCCAUGAUAUUUACUCCAGUGAGCUCACAGGUUCCUGUCCUGGUCGCUGCUCCACAGGCUCUGAAUGCCAGCCUCUCUCUACUUUUCCUGCUCCUAGUCCUGCUCCUGCUCCAUACAGCCAAACACUGACCCGCAAAGUACUGCCCAACACGUGUGGAGGUGUGGGAGCUUUGGGACAGCGGACACUGGACACAGCCAGUACAGGGAGUAGUGAACUACAUUGUGCCAAAGGAACAAUGGUUGGAGGACAUAACAAAAUGUAUAUCCCCCCACCAGAGGCAUGGACACUAGACACUUAUUUAUGUAUAUAGUUCGGUGUAUAGUUUGAUAUUUAUUUAUAUAUAUGAUAUGUAUAUAUUUUAUUAAGUUUAUGAUAAUGUUUAUUUGAUGUUAAAACCCAUUUAGAGUGUUAUUUUGUUAUACUGCACCUUACUUACUUGUAUGGGUUGUUUUACAUUUUAUUAAG